This is a messenger RNA of Xyrauchen texanus (razorback sucker), 2864 nucleotides long. It is a transcript of the gene cdkn1a, whose product is annotated as cyclin-dependent kinase inhibitor 1A. The transcript is spliced from 3 exons. The record is from RefSeq and is a predicted model, not a curated record. NCBI's taxonomy places the organism in Eukaryota, Metazoa, Chordata, Actinopteri, Cypriniformes, Catostomidae. Gene Ontology annotation, cellular component: nucleus. Gene Ontology annotation, molecular function: cyclin-dependent protein serine/threonine kinase inhibitor activity. Bases 167 to 643 code for a protein of 158 amino acids. Gene Ontology annotation, biological process: signal transduction by p53 class mediator; regulation of mitotic cell cycle.
CAAUGAAGACAUUUGGGAUAUUGUUUUUGGAGUAGGAACGUCAGCGGUUACACACGCCAGAUCGGUUCCUUGAGAUGAGGGGAACGAGACUUUGUUGUCGUAAGCACUGAGGGGGAAGUCCUUCUAGACGACCUUGUUGAACCCUUCCCCAUAGCGCUGGACCGCCAUGUCAUCUCACAAACAAAUCCUCCGAGCUCUUGCCAACGGCCCGACGCGGCGGAGUCUUUUUGGUCCGGUGGAUCGCGAGCAGCUUCAGGUGGAGUAUCGCGACGCGUUGCGCAAAGACCUGGAAGAUGCCAUGCGCCGUUGGAGCUUCGAUUUCGAAUCAGAGAAGCCGCUGGAGGGCGGAGACUUCCAGUGGGAGUGCGUGUCCGGAGAUGGAGUACCUGUACUGUACCGCAGCUGCCAGCGGGGGGCGCAGUGGAGACCGUGCGGAGAAUCGUCAUGUGAAAAUCUGCCUGGGCCGUCUGGCGUCGGGAAAGAAAACAUCCCCAAAACAUCAGAGCGGGUCAUUUCUGUGCCGCAGGAUGUGGAGAUGACGCCAGAAAAGACCGCGGUGCUGAAAAGGAAACAGAUGAAUAUCACCGAUUUCUACCGAGCGAAGAAGAGACUGGUGGCCACACCUCGCAAAUCAGGAAAUUAACUCUAACACACAAACACACUCUCAGGCGUGUGCGUGUGCAUGUGCGAUGCCUGGACUCUUAUCCUCAUCACAAGGAAACAUGUUUUGAUAUAAACACUACAUCAACACCGUUACCUGCCUUCAUGGUUCUUCACUACAUGAACUGAAACUGUACAAGAGUACCAGCGCCUGAUUGAUACGGUCUACCGCGAGCGGUGACGAAGUGCCUUUCCAUUUAGAGUUUGUGUUUGUGUUAGCUUCAUGCUGUUUGGGUUAUUCAGUUGGAAAUGGGUUCUUUGUCAUUCCUUCUUUUAGCACUUACUGUUUAAUGUUUUUACGUGUACGGUUGACAUUUCAAGAAAUGUCCAUCCAUCCAUCCAUCUUCAACCACUUAUCCGAAGUCGGGUCGCGGGGGCAGCUGCUCCAGCAGGGGGCCCCAAACUUCCCUAUCCCGAGCCACAUUAACCAACUCUGACUGGGGGACCCAGAGGCGUUCCCAGGCCAGUGUGGAGAUGUAAUCUCUCCACCUAGUCCUGGGUCUUCCCUGAGACCUCCUCCCAGCUGGACUUGCCUGAAACACCUCCCUAGGGAGGCGGCCAGGGGGCAUCCUUACCAGAUGCCCAAACCACCUCAACUGACUCCUUUCAGCGCAAAGGAGCAGCGGCUCUACUCCGAGCUCCUCACGGAUGACUGAGCUCCUCACCCUAUCUCUAAGGGAGAAGCCCGCCACCCUUCUGAGGAAGCCCAUUUCGGCCGCUUGUACUCGCAACCUAGUUCUUUCGGUCAUGACCCAACCGUCAUGACCAUAGGUGAGGGUAGGAACAAAAAUUGACCGGUAGAUCGAGAGCUUUCAAGAAAUGUAUGUUUAAGAAAUGCUGGUUCUGGGAAGAUGCAAAACGUCCAUGAUUGAAUCUUUUGGAAACAACCUUUGGUGCUACAUUUCGUUUGCCGGUUAUGGAUCCUUAAAGCUGCUGUAAGUGAUUUAUUUUAUUUUAUUGAAAGGUAGGAAAAAUUUUUACUAAUCCCUGAAAGAUAUGAAUGAAAUAAGUGUUGUGAGAUAUCUCCGUGACCGCUCGAGACUCUGUAAACAACAAACAUGUGACCUUGGCUAAUGACACUUUCGACCUAUCAAUCAUAGUAUUGUAGCUGCAGCGAAUUAUUGAGUCUUAAUGUCAUUUUUAUGCCAUGUGGUUCUUAACACGUGCCAGCUGAGGGCGCUGUUUUGCUGCUGUUGUUUUUAACAACCGUUUGGUCUCAAUAAAGCUCAUUUGUUAUCAUUAGAGGGCGGGGGUUUGGAAAGGGGGGCGUGGAUAAUCCAACAGCUCCGCCUCCUGGAAGUAGAAUGGCUAAAAUCGCUUACAGCACCUUUAAUAAAGUUACUAUAAACUUGAACCUCAUUUAAACUGCCAAUCUGUUCUCAUACAGCCGCUCUCUGAACAGAGCUGCAAUUACAUGUUUCCAGUGUAUCCAAUAAUUUCUUUGUAAAUUGUUUGCAAAACCAUUUGUGUGCAAAGAUCAGGGCUGGACUGGGAAGAGAAAUCGGCCUGGGAUUUUACAUGGCGACUGGCCCAAAAAUUGAGCGGGGGUUGGGGGGGGCGGCUUUUCUGAUCGUGACGCCAUUUUAUGCUCCAUUCUGCAUAACGCGGCAGGUCAUUUUUGCUUAUCGCGGCCCAUUCGGCACGUUUUGCGGCUGACCCACCAGCCCGCUUCAUUUUCCCGCUGGUCAGUCCGCCACUGAUCAGCCCCAAAGUGCGCCGGCCCACCGGGGAAAAUACCCAGUAUGCCAGAUUGCCAGUCCAGCCCUGGCAAAGAUGCAUUCAUUGAAAUGCUAAAAAAGUGUUUUACAUCAACAGUGUAUUUACAAACACUCUCAGAUUUCAUAUUUGUGUCAUGGAACAUGAACACUGAGAAUAAAAAAUUAGACCCCAUUAACGUUGAGCAGGACGUUUAAAAUAAACGUAAUCACUAAAAUUAAUGAUAAACCUUCAACGGUCCAUAAUUAAGUAACUUCAAGUGCUCAUUAAUAUUCAUGGAUUUUUUCAUUCCAAAAUCUGUUCUUGUAUCCUGAUGCUCGUAGAUUUCUGCGAUCUGUCUGUAAAUAUCCACUAAAUCUCGUGUUAUUGUGUGAGUGUAGCUUGCACAGGUCUGUUAUUGUUAAAGUGCUCAAAGUAUCUUCUGUAUUUAUUUCCUGAUGAAUAUUGUGUUGUAGAUUUACAUUUAAGUGUACUCAAAUAAAGUUGUA